AUGGCGAGUGUUGACGACAUCUUCAAGAGCUCCGGUAUCUCAGGCAAGCGCAAGCUCGAUCCUAUCCGAGAUCCAAAUGAGAUCUACAAAUCAGCAAAAAUAAGUGGCGACGGCUCAAAUCGUCACACACGAGUCGACGAUGCGCCUCAAGAUGAAGACGAGGAUAUGGAAGCUGGUCCAGCACCACCACCUGCUGAGGACGACGACUUCGGCCCCGAACUACCUCCCGAUGAUGAUGAAGGCCGCUUCUUUGGCGGAGGGAUCACCAAGCAGGAAUCAGAGAUACUCGACUACGUAGACGAAGCCGACGCUGGCAACGCGCCUGAAAAGAUCGACGCAGCAUGGCUGCGCAAAACAGCUCUGAAUUUUGAGAAGCGCAUCAACAAGAACGCAGAGCUUCGCGCUAAAUUUGAAGACGAGCCGCACAAGUUCAUCAGCAGCGAGGCUGAUUUGGACGCCGACAUCAAGGGCCUAUCCCUUCUUUCCGAGCAUCCAGACCUAUACCCUGAGUUCGUCAAGACAGGUUGCGUCGCCAGUCUUGUCAGUCUACUGGCGCACGAAAACACCGAUAUCGCCAUCGACGCUAUCGAGGUCAUGGGCGAGUUGACCGACGAGGACGUUUCAGCAGAGGACGAGCACUGGAACGAUUUGGUAGACGCCAUGAUGGACGCAGAUCUUCUUGGUCUACUGGUUUCCAACUUCUCCCGCUUGAACGAAGACGACGAAUCAGAUCGCAACGGUAUAUAUCAUGCCUUGGGGGUUAUUGAAAACCUGUGUUCCCGCCAAUCCGUUGCUGAGCGCGUAGGCGAGGAUAAGAAAUUGAUAGAAUGGCUUCUCCAGCGCAUCCAACGAACGGAAGACGUGGUCACCCAAAAUAAGCAGUACGCUGCUGAAAUCCUAGCCAUUCUGGCUCAAACAGCCGUUGCCAACCGUACUCAGCUGAUAAGUCUUGAUGCCGUUGAUUUGCUUCUCCAGCUCGUGGCACCCUACCGACGACGUGACCCUGACAAGGGCAGCGAGGAGGAGGAGUACAUGGAGAACAUCUUCGCAUCUUUGACAUGUUUAGCGGAUGAGGCUACAGGAAAGGCCAAGUUCGUUGACGCCGAGGGUGUAGAACUCUGUCUCAUCAUGCUUAAAGAAGGCAAGAAGAGCAAACCACCUGCUCUGCGUCUUCUCAACCACGCAGCGGGCGGCGUUUCGGGUGCGGACAUCUGCCAGAAGAUCGUUGAAGCUGGUGGCCUAAAGACCCUCUUCACGAUGUUCAUAAAAACGCAAGACCACCGCCUGGCAGAACACCUAGUCGAAAUAUUCGCCUCUAUGCUCCGACUUCUACCCGCCAACUCGGCAGAGAGAAUACGGACGCUGGCUAAGUUUGUGGAAAAGGACUACGAGAAGAUCUCGAAGCUUGUCAAGUUUCGACGAGACUACAUUGCUCGACUUUCGUUAGUGGAGCAGCAGAAUAAUGCCGAGAAGGCAGCGACUCCAGAAGACGAUCGCGAAGCAGCAGAGCUGGAAUGGCUGUCCCGAAGGAUUGACGCGGGUCUCUUCACACUACAAACGAUCGAUACAGUGCUUGCAUGGUUGGUAGCAGAGGAUACAGGGGCAGCACGCAAGAUCAAACAAGUACUUGCCGAGCGCGACGAGAAGGUAUCAGAGAUUGGGCGUACAUUAAAGGAGCAGCUGGAGGGGCUAGACACCACGGAGGAGAACCAGGAUCUGAGGGACAUGUUGAGCACUCUAGUCGAGUUUGUUCAGUAA
Molecule: messenger RNA, 1758 nt
Organism: Fusarium sp. VM40
Lineage: Eukaryota; Fungi; Ascomycota; Sordariomycetes; Hypocreales; Nectriaceae
Source: the annotation of a GenBank genome assembly